UCUUCGUCACUCACUUUCACUUUAAGCGCAGUAGAACUGGAAGGGCAAGAUGCGCGCGAACGAGGACAAGAUCGCGCAGCUGCUGGACAAGACCACGGACUUUGACAAGGAUGAACGCUACAUGGCUACAUCGGAUCUAUGUGUCGAGCUCAACAAGGACGUCGACCUGGGGCCGUAUCUCGAGCCAAAGUACGCACAACGCAUUAACUAGGUGUCGUAGCUGAGGAGUUAGGAUUCACUCGUUGUGUAUGCUGCGUUGCAGAGUGUGUGCGGCGGUUCUGAAGCAGCUGGACGACAAGUCGAACGACGUGCAGUCCAUUGCCGUCAAGUGUCUGGGCAUUUUGGUUACUAAAGUACAGGUGUCCCAGGUAGCCGAUAUAUGCGCCAAGCUCUGUGAUCUCAUCCUCAACGGCAAGUCGGAGCUCCGUGACAUCUACUCGAUCGGGCUCAAGACCAUUGUAGCUGACGUCUCCCAGACUACGGGGGCGUCCAUUGCCACUGGCAUCUGCACACGUCUUCUAACGGGUUUGAACAAGGACAAGGACGCCGCUGUGAAGGCUGAGACGCUCGAUAUCCUCACAGAUCUACUGCGUCGCUUUGGCUACGACGUCGCCACGGAACACGCGACGAUCAUGGAGUUGCUGAUGGCUCAGCUGACGGAUGAGUCGCCGCUGGUGCGCAAACGUGCCACUGCUUGUGUUGGUUCACUGGGUGUCAUGGCGUCUGAUGUUCUCGUGAGCCGCUUGGUGGAGCACUUGAUCAAGGGGAUUCAAGGAUCCACCGACUCAUCGAACGUGCGCACACUGAUUCAGACUAUUGGAAUGCUCUCUCGAACGGCAGGCCACCGCCUUGGACAGCACUUGGACGCGGUAAUUCGCAUCCUGGUGCAAUUCUGCGGAGAUCCCGAGGAUGAGUCGCUACAGAACGAAGACUCGGACGAACUGCGCGGAAACUGUUUUCAGGCGUUUGAGGCGUUCGUGAUUCGAUGCCACAACGAGAUCACGCCUCAUGUGGAGGUUAUCCUAAAGCUUGUGAUGCAGUUUAUCCCCUACGACCCCAAUUACAACUACGUGAACUCAGCCGAUGAAGAUGAAGACAUGGAGGAGGAAGAAGAGGAAUACAGUGAUGAUGAGGGUGACUACAGUGACGAUGACGACACUAGCUGGAAGGUUCGUCGCGCUACUCUUCGUGUUCUAACGGCAAUUAUCACGACGAGACCAGAACUUUUGGAGCACCUCUACAUUCACUGCGCGCAACCAUUGAUUUCGCGCUUCAAAGAGCGAGAAGAAAACGUUCGUAUCGACGUGUUUGCGGUGUUUGCAGAACUUCUUCGUACCACCCGCAAAACUCUCCCGAGUUCAAAUGGAUCUGGUUCCUUCCACCCAGCCACAGCGAACGCCUGUGUUACGCAGUUGGAGCAGCGCUUGAAUGCUAUAGUUGUAGGAGCCAAUAAGCAGUUUGGCAUGAAGGCUUCGGUUCCAUCGCGGUGUGCCGUGGUUGCAAUGCUGAGUGAACUUGCGAUGGUAGAGCAUGGGAAGCUGGGAGACUACAUCGGUCGUUUGAUGCCGAACAUUCUCAAUGCAGUGGAAGACAAGCACUCUGAUUUGAAGCUGGAUGCGCUUCUGUUUCUUCGGCUGCUCGUGGAUACGCACACGGUGGAGCCGUUCCGACCGCAUCUUGAAUCUGUCGUGCAGGUUGCCGUACAGUGUGCGAAGGGGGACUGGUAUAAAACCGUGGCAAAGGCACUUGGACUGAUUGAGUCUUUAGUCCGCAUCAUCCGCUGUGAUGAUGGAGAUGCGACGUACAAGCCGUACGCGGUUCCUUUCUUCGAGGCGGUGCUACCUAGCUUGAAGGUUCAUGACAUCGAUCAAGAAAUUAAGGAGGCUGCAAUCAGCAGUAUCGGAGAAAUUGUUGCUGUACUCGGUGAUGAGCUUGGUGGACGUGUCGGAGAAGUUUAUCCACUGCUCAUGGAGCGUCUCAACAACGAAAUCACUCGUGUCCAAAGUAUUAAGGCCAUUGGAGUUAUUGCUCGCUCGAAGCUCAACUUGGAUAUGUCGCCCAUUCUCGUGGAGUGCACUCAAGCUCUGUCUCAACUGCUUCGUCAGCAGUCGCGCACAUUGAAGCAAGCAACAUUGGCCACUCUCAAUGAUCUGGUCGUUAGCAAGGGUGCUAACAUGCCGGAGAGUCUACACUGCGAAGUGGUACUGGAAGCCUCGAUACUUCUUGUUGACGUGGACCUACAGCUGUGUCGCAUGAGCAUUACACUGGUGUCAAACUCGCUUCGAGUAUGCCCGCGCGUUGCCUCAACGGAUGCGCUUCUACAGAAUGCUCAAGUGAAGGCACUGGAAUUGUGCCAUAGUUCCAUGCUUCAGGGCCCCACUCUAGACGCGCUGAAGGGCCUUUUCGCACAGCUGACGCAGUUGAACUCCCCUGGCAGCAGCUUCCCAGAGCUGUUCAAGGCAUUGAUGGCUACACCUACUGAAGAAUCGAAACACUCUGUGUUGAACAUUGCACGAUGUGUUGCCGGUACAUGCGUGGCAACGACGGAAGCGAAUCGUAAGCUGGCUUUCGCAAAGUUCGUCGGUGAUAUUACUCAAACUGAGUCCGAAAAGAAUAAAGUCCUGGCGCUCUACUGUUUGGGCGAAUUCGGUCGCAAGAUCAAGCUGGCUGGAUACACUGACGUGAAGGAGCUUAUUCUCAAGUGCUUUAACAAUGCGGGCGAAGAAGUGAAGGCGGCAGCUGCGUACUCCCUUGGUAGUAUUUGCGUCGGAAACAUGGAAGAGUAUCUGGACACCAUCAUGGUCAAGUUGGAGCUUGGAGAGAACUCGUAUCUGCUUCUGACAUCGCUGCGCGAAGUCAUCUCGGACCAUGCCGCCCAACCGCAUCACGGGUUCGCUAUGUAUGUGGACCGUGUCCUUCCUGUUCUCCAGAAGAUGAGUGCGCGUCAGGAAGAGGGUGUGCGGAAUAUGGUAGGCGAAUGCAUGGGCAAGCUCGCUGUGACGAACAGCGCGAAGAUCAUGCCGAUUGUGACGGAUCUGUGUGGAUCUUCAGACGUCUGGUCGCGUUGGACUGCAGUAACAAGUCUCAAAUACGCGAUGACAACGACAGCUCAGGAGCCAGCAGUCAACGCGAUCUUCGCUCACAUCGAUCCCUUCUUGGCUGCUCUUGAAGACGAAGAAGAUCUACACGUGCGUCGUGCUGCCUUACUGGUGCUCAACACGGCUGCUCACCACCACGCACACUAUCUCGUGCCAUACGUUCGAGAACGCAUCUUCCCCGUCCUGUUGAAGACGACUGAAAUCAAGUUGGAGCGUGUGGUGGAUCUCGGUCCGUUCAAGCACAAGGUGGAUGAUGGUCUCCCUCUUCGUAAGGCUGCGUACUCGUGUGUGGAAACUUUGAUCCAGGUGCUGCCGCAGCAACUCGAUAUCAGUUUGUUCUUUGAUCAGCUGAAACGAGGUCUGGGAGAUCAGGACGAUAUCCAGAUGCUCAGCCAUCAGAUCUUGAUCAAGAUCUGCUACGUGCAGCCUGGCAGUAUUGUCGGCGCGCUAGAUUCGUUGGUGGAGCCGCUAGAGAAGACGAUCAACAAGAAGGUGAAAGAAGACCAGGUUGGCCCCGAGGUCGAGCGCGUCAAAGACCUCAUCCGCAGCGCGUUGCGUGCUCUCGAUGCUAUCAGCGCUGUGCGAGACACAGACUCGCACCCAAGACUGAAUGCAGUGAUGGAGAACGCGAAGAAGAAUAAAAUGCUGGGUCCGCUUCUGGAAAAUAUUCGAAGUGAGCGCACGAGUAACUGAGGUCUACGACUGACGUCGUGACAACGGUCAGAGCGAAGGUGGAAUGGUGGGUGGAUUGACUACAGUGAUAAGUUCUGGUAUCAUUGGAUUUCAAUGAGAAACUACAGUUCGUCGUGCUUCUCUGUCGUAUCCACAGAUUUUUGGCGCUUCCUCGAGACUUUUGAGUCUUUAGUGCCUCGUCCCCUCGUCUUUUUUCGUUGAAGCUUUUUGGUAUCCUUCUUGUGGUGAUUUCCUUUGUGGUUGUCCUUCGAGUACGCUUUGCCAUUCCACUCGUACUCCUUCACUUCGUUCUGCUCGUCGAGGAACCUCAUGACAUCGCUUAGAAAAAUCCCCUUUUGCAGUCCGACGAGCAACUUGGAAUUGGCCACUUCGUAGAUGUUGACCUCGAUACCUCCAUUCCACAUCAUCUACAGCAAGAAAACAAUUGUAAGAUAGCUGGAUGAUGAUAGAGUUGCAAAAUUGUUCACCUCUUUCCAGCGUGACGCAAUUUCAGAAAGGAGUUCAUGUUCGUCUGUCAGUGUGGCGAAUAUCAUUUGGGGUCCAAGUGCCUUCGCCUCCUCCUCAUUCCUGAAUAAUGGUACGAAAGUGAGUACC
Messenger RNA from Phytophthora nicotianae INRA-310, 4385 nucleotides. RefSeq lists its product as hypothetical. The transcript has 3 exons. The record is from RefSeq and is a predicted model, not a curated record. The coding region runs from base 249 to 3791 and encodes 1180 amino acids. Gene Ontology annotation, cellular component: nucleus. Lineage: Eukaryota; Oomycota; Peronosporomycetes; Peronosporales; Peronosporaceae. Gene Ontology annotation, biological process: SCF complex assembly; protein ubiquitination.